AUGCGUCUCUACAACCUCGCUCCCCUCUUGCUGGCUGGCCUAGCGUCGGCUGGCCUUUUCGGCGGCGACAGCUCUACCUCGGCAGCAGCCUCAUCCACGUCGACCGCCUCUGCCUCUUCAUCCUCCGACACCACCUCGUCCGAAGUCGCCUUCCUCCAAACCCUCCAAUACGCCCAAGUAGCCUCCAUGUCCUGCCUCAUCACCCUCGUCAACCUCACCACCACCCCCCUCGGUACAUGCCUCGGCCUCACAGACCUUGCUGAUCUGGUGUCCAACCCGGACCAGAACACUUCAUUCAGUGAUCAAUUGAAUACUUAUCUGGGGACAGUUUGUCAACAAACUUGCAGUGAUUCGGAUUUGCAAGAGGGGAAAGCCAUGUUGGAUGACAAUAACGGCACAUCCGAUCUCUGUCUACCAGCCACACUCAAUGGCUCUACCACUGCCAAUUCGAAUACCUUCUUUGAUGCCCUUGUAGCGGGAAAUUCCACGACGCUGGAGGGAUAUCAAGAUUCUGUCUUUACGCAAGCAGAGUGUACGGGGUGCAUGUACGAGAUGUUCAAAGCUGCACAAUACACCAUAUCGAGUAUUCGCGGACAAACAGUCACCGAAGCAUUCGGCAACCACCUCAAAAACGACUGUCCUUCCUCCUCAGACUCGACCACCACCUCUACCAACGGCACAGCAGAUACGAGCACGAUCAACUGGAGCGAUGUGGACGGCACUGUGGAAGACUGUCUGUCCAUCUCGCGCCAUUGA
Cryptococcus amylolentus CBS 6039 is the source of this 756-nucleotide messenger RNA. RefSeq lists its product as hypothetical. The coding region runs from base 1 to 756 and encodes 251 amino acids. NCBI's taxonomy places the organism in Eukaryota, Fungi, Basidiomycota, Tremellomycetes, Tremellales, Cryptococcaceae. The record is from RefSeq and is a predicted model, not a curated record. The transcript has 3 exons.